AUGGCGGCUACCUUCGCUGCGUUUGAGAAUGGCGGCAACGCGGCUAAGGACGGCGAGUUUCGCGAGGAUCUCAACCGCAUCCUCAUCUGCCCAGACUGCAAGGAAGAGCCGCCAAACCUCGUUGAAGAGUACUCCUCGGGCGACAUGGUCUGCGCCUCCUGCGGCCUCGUUCUCGACCGCAUCAUCGAUACUCGGUCAGAAUGGCGUACCUUUUCUGGCGACGACAACGGGAAUGACGAUCCCUCCCGUGUCGGUGAUGCCCCCAACCUGAUGAUUGAUGGCGAUCAACUGCAGACGUCCAUCGCCUUCGACGGCAAGGGUGCCAAGAACCUGGCCCACCUCCAGAACAAGGUCAAUCAGGACAAAGGCACCAAGGCGCUGCUUCAGGCAUAUCGGGACAUCCAGGCUCUGACCGACAGCAUCAACGCCGGCGCCCAGGUCGCCAACACGGCCAAGCACAUCUUCAAGAUGGUCGACGACAACAAGGCGCUCAAGGGCAAAUCUCAGGAGGCGAUCGUCGCAGGGUGCAUCUUCAUCGCUUGCCGGCAGACCAACGUGCCGCGGACUUUCCGGGAGGUUUACGGGCUUACCAAAGUUUCGAAGAAGGAGAUUGGGCGCGUCUUCAAGCAGCUCGAGGCCUUCCUGCAGAAGAUGGGAGGCGAAGACAAGGUAGCCAAGGCAACGGGCUACACCCAGCAGUACCAGGCCAAAGGCUCCACAACGGCCGACGAGCUGUGCAUCCGCUAUUGCAGCAACCUCGGCUUCCGCAAUCCCGUCCGCGUGGAAAACGUCGCCCGGCGCCUUGCCGAGAAGUCUUCCGAGGUGUCCGACCUUGCCGGUCGCUCCCCUCUGUCGGUGGCUGCCGCCUGCAUCUACAUGGCGUCUCACCUCGUCGGGGAGCCGCGGAGCACCAAGCAGAUAUCGGUCGUGUCCAGCGUGAGCGAUGGAACCGUCAAGACGGCAUACCGAUACCUCUACGCCGCCAAGGAUACGAUUUUGACCAAGGAGGUCUUCUCGGAAGACAUGUACAGCGAGAUCAUGGCCAACAUCGAUAAGGUCCCGGUCAACUAGGAACUCAUCCUCGCGUACUUCGUCAGGAAUCUCCCUGAAUACCCGAUGACAACCCAACGCUGCUGACCACGCCAGCGAGCAAACCAUACCAGCAUUUGCACAGCGACAGAGUGUUUCUUCUUCCGGACGAGGAAGGGUUGCCGGGCGAGACCACACAGCACCGCUUGACUUUUUUUUCCCCUCCAACAGCAUAGAUACGGCGGCGUGAUAGCUGAUUGUACUUCCUUGGUGGGAUUUGGGCAGGACGUCUUUACUGG
Molecule: messenger RNA, 1328 nt
Organism: Thermothelomyces thermophilus ATCC 42464
Lineage: Eukaryota; Fungi; Ascomycota; Sordariomycetes; Sordariales; Chaetomiaceae
Exons: 1
Coding region: 1-1071 (356 amino acids)
Biological process (GO): transcription preinitiation complex assembly; transcription initiation at RNA polymerase II promoter
Cellular component (GO): nucleus; transcription preinitiation complex
Molecular function (GO): RNA polymerase II general transcription initiation factor activity; TBP-class protein binding
Source: RefSeq, a predicted model, not a curated record